Messenger RNA from Naumovozyma dairenensis CBS 421, 1179 nucleotides. It is a transcript of the gene MFT1, whose product is annotated as Mft1p. The transcript has a single exon. The record is from RefSeq and is a predicted model, not a curated record. The coding region runs from base 1 to 1179 and encodes 392 amino acids. NCBI's taxonomy places the organism in Eukaryota, Fungi, Ascomycota, Saccharomycetes, Saccharomycetales, Saccharomycetaceae.
AUGUCACUAACUGCACAGGAAAUUAAUAAUAUCGAAUUAAAGGUCGAAUACAAUGAACAAGAUACGGCAUCAACCAAGUAUCUGGACACUUUGUCCAAGAUCAGUACGCUAACAAGUUCCAUUCUUCAUGGGACUCUUACAGAUGACACGGAAUUGAAUAAUGUAGAAGAUCUUGAAUUGGAAAUGGAAUUAAGGUAUAUGGAACUAGCUAAUUCUGUUGAAGUUAGAAAGAUUAAUUUUGAAAAUUUUGAAACAAGUAAUAGUAAAAAUUUCGAACAAAUGGCAGAGAAACAAUUACCUGCUUUGAAAAAAUUCAAUCAAUUGACGUUGGAUAGAUUGUUGAAAGUACAAAGAUUGUACGAAGCUGUAGCAAUGAUUAAUUUAGAAAUCGAGGAUCUUUCUGCUGGGAGAACAAAAUUGAUAUUGAAAAAAUCAGAUUGGAUUGAUGAAUUAGGUGAAGAGUUGACUGAAACACUGAUCAAGAGGAAAUAUCUGACCUUUGAAAAGGGUUAUGAAGCAAGAGAAGAUGACCCACUUUUACGUGCAUAUGAUGAUUUUUCAAAAGGACCAAAAGAAUUGAGACGUACUAAUGAAUCGUUGAAAGAAGAAAUUAGUAGGCUAACGGAGGAAGUAAAGGUAUACAAGAACAAAUGGCUACAAAAUGCAGAGAUCUUUACGAGAGUUACGUCGGUGCUAAAAGAUGAAUUAAAGAAAAGAUUAGAUCAUGAUUCUUUGGAAACAAAGGAACAGCAAGAAGAGUUUGAUGAUUAUGAAGAUGAAGAAGAAACAGCAAGGUAUAAAAGACAGAGGGAAAUCGAGAAUUCUGACCAAGAAGAACGUGACGAUGAAAAUGAACAAGAGGAUUUACAAGAUAUUGAAAACGAAAAUAUACCCAUGUCUGAUAACGAAGGAGUCGAUGAGGAACCUAUUAUCGAUGCAAUAAUUCAAGAUGACGAAGCAACAGAAAUGCGUAAUUCCUUACAUGAAAGUGAAUCUGAAAAAAAUUCUGACCAGGAGAAAGGUGACGAAAAUGUAAUUAGUGGGGAUGAAAAUAAUGACGAUCAUUCGUUGGAACUUAUAGGUGAAAAUGAUGAAGUGAAGGAUGAUCCUAUGGAUGAUGAAGAUAAUACUAAUAGCCGUGUUGAAGAAAAAGGAACAGAGGAACAUGAGGAUGAAUGA